CACCUCCACCUUGGUGAAGGUGUACGGCGACGACAGCUGCGAGUGGUCCGGAAAGAGCAGGCUGUCCAGCAGGCCGGCGCCGCCGUCGGACAUGGGGCAGUGCACCACAUCCACCCGAGCGGAACCGCCCUUCUCGAAGCCGCGGAACGCACGCUCAAUGGCGAGGCCGGCGUCGCACGCGGUGAGCGUCCCCUUGAAGGAGUCACAGCACGCCAGCACGCGCUCCCACGAAUACUGCUUCGUCGACGAGGACAUUGAAAUUAGUUAUCGAACGAGGAAUCACCUUUGUUUUACCGGCUGA
Molecule: messenger RNA, 301 nt
Organism: Trypanosoma conorhini
Lineage: Eukaryota; Euglenozoa; Kinetoplastea; Trypanosomatida; Trypanosomatidae
Exons: 1
Source: RefSeq, a predicted model, not a curated record